Lodderomyces oxycetoniae is the source of this 1518-nucleotide messenger RNA. RefSeq lists its product as uncharacterized. NCBI's taxonomy places the organism in Eukaryota, Fungi, Ascomycota, Pichiomycetes, Serinales, Debaryomycetaceae. The transcript has a single exon. Gene Ontology annotation, biological process: transcription elongation by RNA polymerase II. The coding region runs from base 1 to 1518 and encodes 505 amino acids. The record is from RefSeq and is a predicted model, not a curated record. Gene Ontology annotation, cellular component: Cdc73/Paf1 complex. Gene Ontology annotation, molecular function: chromatin binding; RNA polymerase II complex binding.
AUGUCUUUGAGGAAUAAGCCUGUGAGGCAAGAUUAUAUUGCCAAAAUAAGGUAUACUAAUAACCUACCGCCUCCUCCCUUGAACCCGAAAUUCAUUGAGUACAAUACCACAACACCUGUAUCGCCCAAAACAGAAGGAGAACAACUACUUUCAUCUUUGUUUCGUAAAGAAAACUUUCAAAAUUUGAUGGAGAGGAUAGAUGACCAUUUAGGAUUAGAAUUGAACUUAAUUAAUAAUAACGGAUUUCUCGAUUACGGUAAACCUUCGAGUAUAGGCCAGCUAACAAGAAAUGACGAGCCUAUACCUUUACAUCCCAAAGAUCGAGCUUUGUUGAGAGAUGCAGGUAUUGGCAGUAUCAAUAAAUCGGAACCUGCUGUAUCCUUUUUAAGAAGAACAGAAUAUAUAUCGGAAAGGUCCUUGCCCAAGGCAACGAGUGCAAUAACCACACAUUCUGAGGAAAUCAAAGUGAAUGAAAAGUUGAGGAACAGCGAGUCCCAUGACUUGGACGCUGAUGCUCAAUUAGAAGCAGUAGAAGAAACAUUUACAGCAGCAAAUAAUACUUUGCAAGAUAAAUUUAUGAUAAAACAUCCAAGAAAGAAACACUUGAAAGCUGUUGAUGUCUGGCCAUUGUUACCAGAUACAUCAAUGAUGGACAAUAUUUUCAUGAAUUUGAGAUUUGUUGGAAGUGCUUCAGUCGACCGAGAGUUGAAAACAUUGAAAAGAAAGCAAGGAGCCUCAUUCAAUGAGAAAUUCCAAAAGCAAAAACAGGAAUCAUCUAUUUUUAGACCUAUCAACUCCGAGGAUGGAGAAUGGAUAACGAUGUUUGAGCUCGAUGACGAAAAUCAAGCAAAUCAAAUUUAUCAAAAAUUACACUCGACUGAGCCAGAAAAGCCUAUUAAUUUAUUAGACGUGGAGGACGAAACAGGACCAGAUUUUAAUUUCAAGUUUGUAAAGAAUUAUGACAUGCAGUAUCAGGAAUAUCCGAGUUCCGAUCAAGAAUUGGCUAUCAAAUUUAUUCCUCAAUUGAAUGAAAAUGGCGAGAUUGCAAAAAAGAGGAAAGUUGCUUAUUAUACACCCGUAUCAGGAAAAGUUGAAUUGAGAAAGUAUAGAGCUUCUACAAAUUCUGAGAUUAACAAGUUUGUUAAGGAAAGAACUUACGAUGGAGUGUUAUUCAAAUUAAGAGAACCAACAACUAAUGAGUUGAAAGAAAUGGAUAAAGUGAGAUCAGAAUACGAUCCUAUGGAGUAUGAAGGGGAAGAUGAGGAUGAUGAAGAAGAGGUGGUGGAAGAGAAGGAACAAGAGCAAGAGCAAGCGCAGGUGCAGGUGCAGGAGAACGAAAACGAAAAAGAAAACGAGCAUCAGCAUGAGCAUGAUCUGGAGCAGGAGAACGAGAAUGAGCAUGAACAGGAUCAUGAUGCGGAAACUAAAAUAGAGCAACAACCAGAACAAGAGGACUCAAAAGAGGAGACCCUGAACGGCCCUACAGAGAAAGAGAAAGACGAUUAUAGCGACAAUUGA